This is a messenger RNA of Rhagoletis pomonella (apple maggot), 441 nucleotides long. Its product is annotated as transmembrane protein 41 homolog. The transcript has a single exon. The record is from RefSeq and is a predicted model, not a curated record. Lineage: Eukaryota; Metazoa; Arthropoda; Insecta; Diptera; Tephritidae. Gene Ontology annotation, cellular component: endoplasmic reticulum membrane. The annotation marks the transcript as partial.
AUUCUUACAUACAGCCUACAAACGUUUGCCAUUCCAGGAUCAUUAUUCCUCUCCAUUCUAUUGGGAUUCCUUUACAAGUUUCCCAUUGCAUUAUUUCUCAUUUGCUUCUGCUCCUCACUGGGCGCUACACUCUGUUACAGCCUUUCGAAUUUGGUUGGACGUCGCCUCAUACGUCACUUCUGGCCGAAGAAGACAAACGAAUGGUCCAAGCAUGUGGAGAAGCAUCGCGAUAGCCUGUUCAACUAUAUGUUAUUCCUACGCAUGACGCCCAUACUACCGAAUUGGUUCAUUAACUUGGCAUCGCCCGUAAUUGGAGUGCCCGUGACCACCUUUGCUUUGGGUACUUUCUUCGGUGUGGCACCACCCUCGAUUGUGGCCAUACAAGCUGGCAAAACGUUACAAAAAAUGACUAGCUCCAGCGAAGCCUUCUCAUGGACAUCG